UUUUCCAAUGAGUCAGCUCUUUGCAUCAGGUGGCCAAAAUAUUGGAGGAGAAUAUGUUGCUUCAACCACUUAGGGUCAGUGCCCCUCACCUGCAGGAAGCAGGUACUGACAGAUUUCUCUGCCCCUUUCCCCUCAGCAACAAUAUUCUCCUAAAAUAAAAAGGGGGAAAUGAGAGACUUAACUUAGGCAGGUUGAUAAGGAGUCAAAGCCUAAGGCCCCUUUAAGGAGGAGAUAAACAUUCUUUCUUUUUCACAGUCUUUCCUAUAGAUAUGUAGGCCUCGUAGGCAGCAGUAUCUCUUAUUCAAGGACAUGCCUUUUUUUUUUUUUUUUUUUUAAGCUUUGGAUAUAUGUUAUGGGAGAAGGUCUGGGUAAAAACUUCCACAGCUGUAGCUCUGGGUUAACCUGUUCCUUCUGGCUGAUCUCGUGCUGAUGUCAUCCCAGGAGGUAUGUUAGAGGAAAGGGUCUGGAAAAAUUCUCGCAGUCUUGAGGUAUCUUUUAUCUAUUCUCAGCAGCUAGUUGAGAAGUGUAUAAAGCCUUGCUUAAACUAGUGAGGUGGGUUCUCUCCUGCUCCCUUCUGAUGUCUAUGUCUGAAGCUUUUUCUGUCACUUUCACUUUAGAUAAAAUCUACACAAUGCUCCAAGUGACUGAGACUGUCUUGACUGAGACUGUCUUUGGUCCCGAGUUAAAUCUUCUCCUUCGGAGACCACGAAUCUGGCGGCACUGUUCACCAUUCACCAUAAGAUGUCACAACUCUAGAGUCAGUAUUCAUGUUUGUCUCAUGCCAAGCACCACUGAACCUGAAGCAUUAUAUAGACCUUCUUAUCAACUUUCUAUAGCCAUCUAACAGAGAAUAUUUAAAAUGUGAUUUAAGGUUAUCCUGUCCUAUUCAAAGUGUGUAAACAUUCUACUCACAUGAUUUGAAUAGGACAGAAUCUUGGCGACCCCAUGGACACUAGUUUGCAAGUCUCUGCUAUUCAUGGAAUUUUUCAGGCAUGAAUACUGGAGUGGGUUGUCGUUUCCUCCUCGAGGAAGUCUUCCCAACCCAUGCCCCAUGCAUCUCCUGCAUUGGCAGGUGGAUUGUUUACCACUGGGAAUGUUUGGGAAGCCCCAAACAUUCUACUUAGGCAAGCUCAAAUGACCUGAGAGACUUACCAUUUUCAAAGUUUUUUCCCUUGUAUUGUACUUUCCUUGUCAUUGAAAGGUCCAGACUCUCUCUACACAGUAUAAUCUGUGUAGCAUGUAACACUUGUCAGUAUUUAAUAUUAUUAAUUUCCUCAAAAAUCAAAAUCCAUCUCAUUCCCUCCUCAUUUCUUUCACUGUUUAAGUUUGUUACAUGCUUAGCUGGUGUCUAAAAUAGAGACAAAAGCAAAGACUGGGCAAACAUUGCCACUUUUAUCACAGAAAAUGUUUUCACAGCCACAAAUGAUGGGAUACCCUAAGAAAAUAAUUACAGAAAUUAAGGUGCAUAGAGCACAGAGCUGGAACCAAGAUGUAAUUAUCCAAAAAAAGGAGUGAUCACUAAGUAUUUCAAAUGGGGAAGAGGAAAUUAUGUUCUUAAAAUUCAUGGGGAAAAUUCAUACACAAAGUCCUCUGUUCCACCAUUAUCCUAUGAAGGGAGCCCCAGAGAAAUCAUCCCUGGAGGGAAAGAUACACAGAGUGGAAUUCCUGGUACAGAGUGCACUUCUCCCGUGAUGGGGAGUGGGAGGGGUCGGGGAAAGCCUCGUGGGCGUGGCUUUGCGUGGCGUCCAAGAUGACGUCACAAACAUCAACCGUAUCCCACGACACCAUGGGCUGAGCUAGUGCCAGCGGCAGCUGCGUCUGGGGAGGAAGCUUGCCCUCUGUACCCAUGAGGUAAAAUCCAUGGGAGCAGUAGAGAGUUGGAUGCCCUCGAACAGAGUGGGGCAUGCCCCAGAGGAGCCAGGUGCUCCUGAGGGGGAGGAGGAGGCCGAAGAGGUAGCAGGGGCAGUGAUAGAGGAAGGGGAGGAGAGGGAAAAUGCCAGACCCACCACUAGUCAAGGGCGCCACAAGCGGAAGACAGGCCCAGAAGGGCAGCUCACAAAAGCGACCCACAGGAAGAGAGCAAAAGACAGAUUCGAGUCCAUUUAUAAGACACUUUUUCUGAGAGGAGAAGGGAGUGAUGUUCAGAUCCGUGCCCUGGGGGAGGAGUGGAACUUGCACAAGGUCUACUUGUGCCAGUCAGGAUACUUUGCUAGCAUGUUCAGUGGUGCGUGGCGUGAGACAACCAUGGAUAUUGUAGAGUUGCAGAUGCCUGACGAGAACAUUGAUUGUGAGGCAUUGCACGAGGCUUUAGGUUUUCUGUACCGAAACUCUGUGCUCAUCCCACCCGGUCGAGUGGUCCCCAUGCUGGCCACAGCCAGCAUGCUGCAGCUGGACAAGCUGAUUCAGCAGUGCGGGGAGGUAAUGAAGGAGACGGUCAGUGAUCAGACCGUGUGCAGCUACUACUGCUCUGCUGAGAGCUACGGACUCCAGAACAUCAGGGCCAUGUGUCUUCAGUGGCUGCUGGACAAUCUAAUGACCCAGCAUAGUGAGGAGUUAUUGAGAGAAAUUAGCCUGGAUCUCAUGAAAGAGGUCAUUGCCUCUUCAGAGCUCAUCGUGAUGGAGGUAGAGAUGGAUGUGUACACGACGCUGAAAAAGUGGAUGUUCCUGCAGCUGCAGCCGACAUGGAGAGGCCCCCGCAGAGACCUACUGCCUGAUGCCGACUCGUGGUUUGCCAGGUCCAGGCAGGAGUCAGAGGGCACCGCUUUCCUGGAGACCGAGCAGGGCAGAGCCUUCGUGCCAGCGUUCCAGCAGCUGCGGCUUGCCUACAUAAUCUGCGACCUGCCGUCAGCACGCAUCAUCGACCAGGAUGCACUGAUCCCUGCCACGUGGCUGGCCCCAGUGUACAAAGAGCAGUGGCUUGCCCUCCUCCGGGCUGAGCAGACCAGAGACCUCGGGCCCGUGGAUGUCUUCGUGUCCGACCUCCAGAGGACCAGCAUGCGGUGCGGGGGCCGGCUCCUCAGGGAUGCGCAGCGCACCUGGCGGUGGGCAGGCUUCAACUUCGGCUGGGACUUGGUGGUGUGCUAUGCCAACCGGCGCAUCAUUUUCAAGCACAGCGCGCUGAAGAAAUCUUGCGGUCUCGGGGUCAGCUUACUCUGGCAGAGAAAGGUCGCGUUCCGCUUGCGCCUGGCCUCCUUGGACAGGGCUGGAAGAGCCAUUUUCCGGAAGCAGACAGAAUUCCAAGUGCUUUCGCUGGGAAAGGAUGAAGAGCUAGAGGUGGUGAAUCUGGAGAACGAAGAUGUGGUUUUCCCCAUAUAUGUGACCUGUAAUUUCCUGUACCUCCCCAGAGAGGGGCGUUUUCCUCAGUGAGGACUCCUGAAAACAAAAUCUCAGAGAGGUGAGCAGCUCUUUCCCUGGGGUCAGGGACGACCAGCUUUGUCCAGAUGCCAGCUCCUUCUGCGGGACCAACCGGACUUGCCCACCUCUGGUGGCCCAACUCUGUCAGAGUCUUUGUUGAACUGUAGCUCAUAAUACUUGAGGUUGUUUACCUGAGCCUAUGAAGAGGAGAAAUUUUAAAGCCCUGCUCCCCCAACACCUUUAGAACUUAUUUGUGCUGUUAAAGUGGCAACCUGUCCUCCUGGUUUACCAUCCAUCAAUGCCCCCUCCCAUCAUUUCUGCCAAGUCAAAGACCAGUUGACUUGAGAGAGCAACCUGUGAACCUACCUACUCUACCACUGUUAGGGAAACUCUUUUAAAAUAUGCAUUUCCUUUAGCUUGAUUAAAGGAACGUUAAAGAAA
This is a messenger RNA of Bubalus bubalis (water buffalo), 3795 nucleotides long. RefSeq names its product germ cell-less protein-like 1. The transcript has a single exon. NCBI's taxonomy places the organism in Eukaryota, Metazoa, Chordata, Mammalia, Artiodactyla, Bovidae. Gene Ontology annotation, cellular component: nucleus. The record is from RefSeq and is a predicted model, not a curated record. Gene Ontology annotation, molecular function: protein binding. Bases 1861 to 3366 code for a protein of 501 amino acids. Gene Ontology annotation, biological process: germ cell development.